This is a messenger RNA of Arabidopsis arenosa, 972 nucleotides long. The record is from the annotation of a GenBank genome assembly. Lineage: Eukaryota; Viridiplantae; Streptophyta; Magnoliopsida; Brassicales; Brassicaceae.
AAGAACUAGCUUCCGAGAAGACGAAGAUACAGUUACAAGCAUCGAUGGGGAGAAAACGCAGCGUUACAUCGGAGUCGUCGUCGCCGUUCGAUUCCUUGCCGGAGGAUUGCAUCUCCAACAUAAUCUCUUUGACAAAUCCACGCGAUGCGUGCGUCGCUGCUACAGUUUCGAAAACGUUUGAAUCGGCGGUGAAGUCAGAUAUUAUAUGGGAGAAGUUUCUUCCGGCGGAGUAUGAAUCUCUGAUUCCUCCAUCUCGAUCUUUCUCAUUGAAGAAGGAACUCUAUUUCUCUCUCUGUAACGAUCCUGUUCUAAUCGACGAUGACAAAAAGAGCGUCUGGUUAGAGAAAGCGAGUGGGAAGAGGUGUCUGAUGAUAUCUGCAAUGAACCUCUCAAUCAUAUGGGGAGAUACUCCAAACUAUUGGCAAUGGAUUCCAAUUCCUGAAUCUAGGUUUGAAAAAGUAGCGAAGCUUGUUGAUGUAUGUUGGUUCGAGAUUCGUGGCAGAACGAAUGCUCGUGUCUUAUCUCCAAGAACUCGUUACUCGGCUUAUAUUGUGUUCAAGAAAGUGGAAUGUUAUGGCUUUCAGAAUGUGGCCAUAGAAGCUGCAGUUGGAGUGGUGGGACAGGAACCUUCUAGAAGAUUUAUAUGCUUUGAUGAAGCUAUAAGGAGAUACGGGGGAAGGAGGAACUUUGUGAAACCUAAGCAGAGAGAAGAUGGGUGGAUGGAGAUAGAGCUUGGGGAAUUCUUCAUUGAAGAAGGAAUAAUGAAUAGUGAUGAAAUUGAGAUGAGUGCUUUAGAGACUAAGCAGCUCAAUUGGAAGUGUGGCUUGAUCAUUCAAGGAAUUGAAAUCCGCCCUGCAAAAAUCCUCUAAAGUAAUGCCGCAGAACAACACGAUUAUCGGCUCAUCUAUUGGUAUUAUUGGUGGAGUGAAGACUGAAGAGGUAAAUUCCAAUUGAUAAAAGUAUUUUCCUAAU